This is a messenger RNA of Mycotypha africana, 937 nucleotides long. RefSeq lists its product as uncharacterized. The transcript has 2 exons. The coding region runs from base 407 to 718 and encodes 103 amino acids. The record is from RefSeq and is a predicted model, not a curated record. Lineage: Eukaryota; Fungi; Mucoromycota; Mucoromycetes; Mucorales; Mycotyphaceae.
CCUGCUCAUUCUGCGUAGGAUAGAGAUCUGAAUUUUCUGUUUUCUGGAAAAUGCAACGCUAUGGUUUCAGUUUUUCAAAUGCAACAUUACAUCACUGAUGUAUGUAUAUUUUAAUGAAACCUGGAGAAUCGUCCUUUUUGCUGGUACAAAAUGAACUGCUAAAGUGAGUUGUGGCAUAUAUAAUCUUUAAGCUCAAUUUUGUAUCAACGAACCCAACACGAGAAAUUUUUUUUCUCUGGAUUGUUGCAUGCAUUUUUUAUUGUCUGCAAACUUGCAUAAUAGAAAUUAGAUGAAAACGGGAACAGUUCUCUCUCCCUUUCUCUCUUCAUUUUGCUCUUCUUUUAUAUAUCAUAUCUAUAUUAUAUCUUGAGACUUUUUUUGAAAAUACAAAAAAAAAAGGAAACUUAUGUCCAGUCCACAAAACUAUCAACCUGACGUGGAAACAUCAUCUUUUGAAGAACGGUUAAAGAAUAAAAACAUUCGCUCUAUGCCUGUAGGCAACGAGCGGCUUGCUGCUUUACGUGACUUGGGAGCAACAUUUGAUGAAGGACGACAUAAAACUACAAAGAUAGCCACUCCUUCCGGUACACCCAAGAUUCCAGCUUUUGUAGAUGCUGGUCAAAUUGAGCGUCUGUUACAACAAAAGUCAACUGCCCGAAAUCCAUUUUCAGCAUCAAUAUCAUCCAGCAGGGGAGACUUUACAAUGUCCGGUGAAUAGCUUAAUUACGAAAAAUGGCGGAUACAAAGCACCUUUGCUGCUUUCUAUGCAUCUUUGUACGCCAACCGUUUUCUCUUCGCCCCCAUCAUAUAAAGUGAGAGCGGUACAUAUUGUCACAAUGCAACAAAUUUGAAUGUUCUUUACUAGAAAACAAACUUCAAUCUGCACAAAGCUAAAUGGCACUAAACUGAAAAUAAUUGUCCUUGAAUAAAAUCAAGC